Molecule: messenger RNA, 1750 nt
Organism: Mizuhopecten yessoensis (Yesso scallop)
Lineage: Eukaryota; Metazoa; Mollusca; Bivalvia; Pectinida; Pectinidae
Product: DNA-directed RNA polymerase III subunit RPC3-like
Exons: 15
Coding region: 49-1611 (520 amino acids)
Biological process (GO): DNA-templated transcription
Cellular component (GO): RNA polymerase III complex
Molecular function (GO): single-stranded DNA binding
Source: RefSeq, a predicted model, not a curated record
GCGUCUGUAUAACCUGACCCAUGGCAGAUUUCAUGUUUUCGAGCGAAAAUGUCACAAGACAGAAAUGCGUUAUGCUGUUUAAUUUUACAGGAACAUUUCGGAGAAUUAAUUUCGAAGGUCGCUCAAGUUUUACUCAAGAAAGGACCGUGCAUACUUAAAUACAUAUUGGUGGAAUCGGGACUUCAAUUGAAACAGGUGAAGAAGCUGCUCUGUCUUCUUAUACAACACAACAUUGUCACAUUCGACUUUAACAAGAAAGGAUUGACAGAAUACACCAUACAUUGUGAUGUCAUCCAGUGGCGUAUCCGGUUUCCUCGCUACAUCUACUGUGCCAAGACUCUGUAUGGUGAUGCAGCAGAACUUCUGGUGGAGGAACUCCUGCACAAGGGACGGUGUCUGAUGAGUGAGACAAUCAUCGCCAUUACAGACAAACUCAAUGAAGCCCUUGAUGCCUCAGGACAUCCUGGGAUAACUGCCGGGCUUGUUAAGGAGAAAUUUGAGAGUUUAGCAAAAACACAUUUCAUUCAGCGUUGUCGAAGUUGUUUGGACAAAGAGGUCACUGAUGAAGCUGCUGCUGGACAACCACCUGACGAGGAGGAGCUGUACAUUAUACCUAAAAUGGAUAUUGAUGGAGAAGCCAGCAGAAAACGGAAGCUGUCCACUGAAGGGGAGGGAACUCCUGCUAAAAGAAGCAGAACAGAAUCAAAGGAGAGUGCAGAGGUUCCAAAGGAUGAUGGCGUUUACUGGCGAGUUAACUUUGCCCGGUUCCACCAACAUAUCCGGGAUCAGACCUUGGUAGCAUCCACUGCCAGUAAGAUAGACACGAAAGCUGGGGAAGUACUGCGAACUUUUCUGAGAUUGAGUGAGACAAAAUUUUCGUCAGGAUCCACAACCUCAAGUGCGAUAAGUGUCAAUGAGGUGUUCCAUGCCUUGCCCAAGGAGCUGUUUCUGACCAGACAUGUGCUGGAGAUGUACAUGACGAUGUUGUGUGAUGACAUGAAUGGAAUGUUCAACAAGGUAGAUGAGAUGUCUGGCGGUUUGUAUGCUGUCAAUUUCUACAAGGGUUUGCAGGAGAUUGCCAAAGCCCACUUAGAGUCUGUGGUACAAGAACGAUUUGGUUCAAAGUGCUUAAGAAUCUUCAGAGUCUUGUUGAUGAAGCAGCACUCGAAGCAAAAACAGAUUGAAGACUACGCUAUGAUAUCUGCCAAGGAAGCUAAGGAACUGCUGUAUAACAUGUUUUCUGAAAACUUCAUCACCUUAACCGAAGUGUCCAAAACUCCUGACCAUGCUCCCUCCCGCACAUUCUACCUGUUCAACGUAGACAUUCCCCAGGUGACCAGGAUUGUACAGCAGAGAUGUUACAAGGCUGUGAAGAAUGCCAUGAUACGACGUGAAACAGAGGUGGCUGAACACAGGAGACUCCUUGACAAGAAGGAGAGAGUGGAUGCUAUUUUAGCGACACUGACCGAUAAAGAGCAGAGGGAGGAGAUAGAACAGACCAUCAGUCCCCCGGAACAGGAGCAGAUACUCAAGAUCAAGCGCAUUGUGCGGAUGUUAGACCAGUGUGAGACCCAGUUAUAUCAUGUUGUUUUCUAUAUUGUUGUAGGUUAGACCAGUUCGAGACCCAGUUAGAUGAUGUUGUUUUCUAUACUGUUGUAGGUUAGACCAGUUAGAUGAUGUUAUUUUCUAUACUGUUGUAGGUUAGACCAGUUAGAUGAUGUUGUUUUCUAUAUUGUUGUAGAUAGACCAG